Camponotus floridanus (Florida carpenter ant) is the source of this 2149-nucleotide messenger RNA. It is a transcript of the gene Gdh, whose product is annotated as glutamate dehydrogenase, mitochondrial. Gene Ontology annotation, cellular component: mitochondrion. Lineage: Eukaryota; Metazoa; Arthropoda; Insecta; Hymenoptera; Formicidae. The record is from RefSeq and is a predicted model, not a curated record. The coding region runs from base 16 to 1881 and encodes 621 amino acids. The transcript is spliced from 8 exons. Gene Ontology annotation, molecular function: L-glutamate dehydrogenase (NAD+) activity. Gene Ontology annotation, biological process: L-glutamate catabolic process.
CAACACCCAAUAUCUAUGGUUAAAACGGUUGGAAAGAAUCACGCGCAGUCGAUCGACGCAGGUCGACGGGUCGUGAUCGGUGAGAGAAGGAUCGCAAUCGCGUCGGAUUUCGCAUCGUGUCGCAUCACGUCACAUCGGGGUCAGAUCAGAUCAGUUAGGAUCGCUGUCGUUGUCAUUGUCAUCAUCGUGAUAAGUAAUCACGCAGAGAUGUUUCAUGUACGGAGUCUUACGCGAUCAUCAAUCGCCCUGAAGCAAGCACCGGGAAAUGACGUCGUGCACAGCAUGCUGGCGCGCGCCGCGCUGGCUGCCGUUCAAACGGCGGCUCGUCGGGGAUUUGCCGAUCACCAAAUUCCGGACCGUCUCAAGGAUGUGCCUGAAGCACCAAAUCCCAGAUUCUUCGAUAUGGUGGAAUAUUUUUUUCAUCGCGCCUGCCAAAUCAUCGAAGACAAGUUGGUCGAAGACAUCAACAAACGAUCACGCGUACCCAUCGAAGAGCGUAAAAAAAAGGUCAAGGGUAUCUUGAUGCUCAUGGAACCGUGUGAUCAUAUCCUGGAAACUACGUUUCCGCUCAGACGCGAUUCCGGUGAUUAUGAGAUGAUCACCGGCUAUCGUGCCCAACAUUCGACCCAUCGAAUACCGUGCAAAGGAGGUAUCCGUUUCUCGAUGGAUGUUUCAAGGGAUGAAGUUAAGGCCUUGUCGGCUCUAAUGACAUUCAAAUGUGCGUGUGUCGACGUACCUUUUGGCGGCGCUAAAGCCGGCAUUAAGAUAAAUCCUAAAAACUAUUCGGAACAUGAAUUGGAGAAAAUUACCAGGAGAUUUACUUUGGAAUUAGCAAAAAAGGGAUUUAUCGGACCUGGUGUUGACGUACCUGCUCCUGACAUGGGAACCGGCGAGCGAGAAAUGUCCUGGAUAGCCGAUACUUAUGCAAAAACCAUCGGCCAUCUCGAUAUCAAUGCUCACGCUUGUGUUACUGGCAAACCCAUUAAUCAGGGUGGUAUUCAUGGCCGCAUUUCUGCGACAGGCCGUGGAGUGUUUCAUGGAUUAGAAAAUUUUAUCAACGAAGCUAAUUACAUGAGCAUGAUUGGUACUACACCUGGUUGGGGAGGCAAAACAUUUAUUCUCCAAGGUUUUGGUAAUGUAGGUUUGCAUUCGAUGCGUUAUUUGCAUCGUGCAGGUGCGACUUGUAUAGGCGUGAUUGAACACGAUGGAUCCAUUUAUAAUCCAGAAGGUAUCGAUCCAAAAGAAUUAGAAGAAUAUCGUAUAGAGAAUGGUACCAUCGUUGGCUUUCCUGGAGCCAAACCAUACGAAGGCGAAAAUCUCAUGUAUGAACCGUGCGACAUAUUUAUACCCGCUGCCAUAGAGAAAGUAAUUACCAAAGAAAACGCCGGACGUAUCCAGGCGAAGAUAAUUGCAGAAGCUGCCAAUGGACCAACCACUCCUGCCGCAGAUAAGAUUCUAAUCGAUAGGAAUAUUCUUGUAAUCCCCGACCUGUAUAUUAAUGCCGGUGGUGUCACAGUCUCAUUCUUUGAAUGGUUAAAAAACUUGAACCAUGUAUCAUAUGGUCGUUUGACUUUCAAAUAUGAGAGAGAAUCUAAUUAUCAUCUCUUGGAAUCGGUACAAGAGUCUCUAGAACGUAGGUUUGGUCGUGUCGGCGGCCGUAUUCCUGUCACACCAUCCGAAGCUUUCCAAAAGCGUAUAUCUGGUGCUUCCGAAAAGGACAUUGUGCACUCUGGUCUAGACUAUACAAUGGAAAGAUCCGCUAGGGCCAUUAUGAAGACUGCCAUGAAAUUCAAUCUUGGGCUUGACUUGAGGACAGCUGCAUAUGCCAAUUCUAUUGAAAAGAUAUUUACUACUUACUCAGAGGCCGGUCUCGCUUUUUAAACAUUUUAGUCGAAAAAUUGCGUAAAGCGAAUAUUACAAUACGAUAAGAGUAAAGUCAGUUUUUACCAAUUGGUCGCAACAAAUAUCUCGAUAUAUCGUUCAAUAAAUAUUCGUAGAUAACGGUUGAUGAUCAAGUUGCGACUAACAAGAUAUCAAAACUCUAGCAAUGAAAGCGUAUCUCGUAUAGCAUUAUUUAUCACAUUUUGCAUUGUAAUAAUUUGCCUCUAUUAUACAUACAUAUAUGCAUAUAUGCGCUCUCUCUCUGUUU